AUGGAGGAAGAAAAGCAGCAGCCAAGUGUGGCGGUUGUGCCAUGGAUGCGCCACCCUGUCGACAUCACUCGCUGUCAAGAACUCCCUGUUUGUAGUGUUCCUUUGAUGAAACGCAGGUUACAGUCGGUACUGGAGGAGAACAUGGGAAUCUCGAAGCUGUUCCCGGUUCAGGUCACACUUUGGCAAGAAACGAUUGGACCGGGUGACUUUGAGCAAGACCUUUGCAUAAAAUCACCCAUCGGAAGUGGCAAAACUUUGGCCUAUGCUCUUCCCAUCGUUAAGCUCGUCUUCGACGCCUUUGCAUCACUGUUGGGUCUCCAUAUUUGCUUGGCUACUGGUCAAUCUUUGCUUCGCCACGAGCUUUCUAGCCUCAUUUAUCUACCUGGAGAAGACGACGGUCCAAAUCCUGGAUUUUUGUCUCCGUUGUGGUUCCAAAGCAAGGUCGACAUAUUGGUAGCGACCCCUGAAAGGCUAGUGGACCAUGUCAACAAGUUGUCGUUGAAGCAUCUUUGUUAUGUCGUGGUUGACGAAGCAGAUCGAUUUAAACCUGCAUCUACUAAUAUACUAUAA
Messenger RNA from Glycine soja, 570 nucleotides. RefSeq names its product DEAD-box ATP-dependent RNA helicase 1-like. The record is from RefSeq and is a predicted model, not a curated record. Lineage: Eukaryota; Viridiplantae; Streptophyta; Magnoliopsida; Fabales; Fabaceae. The transcript is spliced from 3 exons. The coding region runs from base 1 to 570 and encodes 189 amino acids. Gene Ontology annotation, molecular function: nucleic acid binding; ATP binding. Gene Ontology annotation, cellular component: nucleus.